Molecule: messenger RNA, 486 nt
Organism: Caenorhabditis briggsae
Lineage: Eukaryota; Metazoa; Nematoda; Chromadorea; Rhabditida; Rhabditidae
Exons: 4
Coding region: 1-486 (161 amino acids)
Source: RefSeq, a predicted model, not a curated record
AUGAGUCAACAAGAUGCGGAGUUUCUCGUGAAGCUCCUUAAAAACUUGCCUGGAGAGCCAGAGAGAUUCCAAGACGCAUUGAAAAUUGGAAUCGCAGAGAAAAAGAAAUAUAUGGAGGAGAACCAAAGAAUAGCUGUGGCGAACAAGGUGAAGGAGACCGCAGAAACGUACCAAGAAAAGAAAAUGGAGAAGGAAGGAUUUUUGGAAAUCCUUGCCAUGGUCGCCAAGACGGAGGAAGAGCCGGCCAAGAAUGAGGAGCAGCAGGAGAAGGAGAAGGAGCCGGAGAAGAAGAAGAGAGGGAGGAAGCCGGGCACCAAAAAGAAACCAGCUUCUGGAGAGCCAACUAGGAGAACCAAACGCUGUGCCAACACCAGACCAAAUUACGUCGUCGACUUGGUAUCUCCCAGAGAUGAGGAUGCGCCAGUGAAAAGUAUGAGGAAGGAGCCGAAGAAGGCGAAGAAGGCGAAGGAUGCAAAGGAGGCGUAG